Messenger RNA from Fomitopsis serialis, 174 nucleotides. RefSeq lists its product as uncharacterized. The transcript has 2 exons. NCBI's taxonomy places the organism in Eukaryota, Fungi, Basidiomycota, Agaricomycetes, Polyporales, Fomitopsidaceae. The record is from RefSeq and is a predicted model, not a curated record. The annotation marks the transcript as partial.
CGGUCGUCGGCCGUGUUUGUGUGCUGGGCUUAUGCCCUGCGCGCUCACGGCCGGCGUGUGUACUGCGUGCCCCGGCCCUACCAACCAUACCCCACGCCCUGCCAUUGUUGUUGCGCUCGUGGUGGUGCUCUUACACACCCGAGCCCGAGCCAGGCCGUCGUGGAUGAAUAUUGA